AUGGGUAGAACCGGAAUCUCCGCGCAGCCCUGUUUCUUUCCGCCACUUGGUGUUCGGUCUAAGCAUGAAUCAGGUCGAAGUGAGGUUGUCGAACUGCGAGAGUCCGUCAUUGUGCCACUGAAGGUCCUGGAUACACAGCUCCUAGCUUCCUGGCUUCAAUCAGAAAAUAUCGACCUGUUAUCUUUGCUAAAAACUGCCUGGGCAGUAGUAUUGAGAGCCUAUACCGCUGGAAACCAUAUUUGCUUUGGUUUUGUGGGUGCUGAAAAGCAAAAGAGACGGGCAAGUCAUUGGUCAGAGCUGAGAGAACAGGUCAAUGUCUAUGAAUCUGCAAUCACUGGCCGAACAUUGAUCCGACAGCUCCUCCACCAUGGCGAAUACUCAAGCGACUCCGAGUGCUCUGACCUGAGCAACACGGCCAAUAAUACUCCUCCCACUUCUGGCUGGCCGUUCAACUCUAUCAUCUGUAUUGGUCAUAAUGACCCUCAAAAAGGUAGUGAGUCUGUUCGGAUGUCACUGUCCGAUAUGUGCAGGGAGGGAUUGAACGAAUUUCAAAUUAUCGUCAGCCUCUAUCGCGAUGAAACUACCAAUGUACUGUCAACCGUGAUCGAUUAUACGACUACGGUCCUCUCCCACGACCAAGCCCAGGCUGUGGCAGAAACACUGAACAAGACUAUAUCAGAAGUUGUCCAGCACACCAAUCAAACAGUAGUAGCCCUUGACCUUUGUUCGGACUUUGACGUCCAACGAAUGAUUCAAUGGAAUAAAGCUCCACUGAGCAUGCCUCGGCGGGAACAAUGCGUAUCUCAACUUAUUUCGCGACGGUGCGUAGAGCAGUCCGACGCAACAGCAAUCUCGGCAUGGGACGGCGAAAUGACUUACGGAGACCUCCACCAGCGAUCCUCCGCACUCGCUGUUAAGUUAACUGAAGUCGGGGUUGGCCCUGGAGUCUUUGUUCCUCUAUUUUUCGAGAAGUCCAAAUGGGCGGUGGUAGCGCUGCUCGCUGUGAUUAAGGCGGGAGGGGCUUUUAUUCUGCUUGAUAUCUCGUAUCCACCGAGACGCAUUCGCACUAUCUGCGAGUCCGUCCUUGCGAAGGUGGCGGUUAGUUCUCCACAGUCCCGAGUACUGGCUGGUGAGAUGGUACCUCUGGUCGUCGCAAUUGGAGACGACUGUAGAGAAACCCCCAAUCUUUCUCAUUCCCCCACGUCAUCAGAGCCACUUGGUGGGACUCCUGACAGUCCUCUGUACGUGAUUUUCACAUCCGGAAGUACAGGUGAUCCUAAAGGUGUGGUUAUAGAUAACGUCUCCUUAUGCUCCACAUAUGACAGGGUUUGCCAUGCUCUCUCAUUCAGCCGGUCCACUAGACUGCUGCAAUUUGCUUCACAUGCCUUUACUCUGUGCAGCCGUGAGAUUCUGCUGGUUCUGAUAGCUGGUGGCUGUUUGUGUAUUCCAUCCGAGGUGGAUCGUGUAAACGAUCUCGCAGGCUUUAUGAAUCGGCACCGGGUUAACUUUGCAACCUUAACUCCAUCCGUGGCUGGUACUCUCUCUCCAGCCUCCAUUCUAACUCUCCAAACAUUGCUACUGGGAGGUGAGGUCGUAAGGCCAGCUCAUAUUGCUACUUGGGCCGGCAAGGUUCAUCUUAUGAUUGGAUACGCGGCCAGUGAAAUCGCUGGCACAGCCAGCGUGGGGUCUAAUCUUCAGCCACAUAGCGAUCCUCGUAACGUGGGAUUUGCGUGUUGUGCGAGCCUCUGGGUUGUGGAUGCUGAGACUCCUCAUAAGCUUGCGCCUGUGGGAGCAGUUGGGGAGCUUGUCUUACAGAGUUAUGGGAUCGCUUGUGGCUAUCUGAACGACAAAGAGAAAACUAAUCAGCGAUUCAUUCACCAGGCAGGAUGGCAGGCAAGACUGCCCUUGCACGCCCGGGCAACCGCACGCCUAUAUCAAACAGGAGAUAUGUUCCGGUACAACGUGGAUGGGUCAUUGUGCUAUGUGGAAAGGAAAGACAACCAAGUGAAAGUAAACGGCCAGCGGAUAGAGCUCGGGGAUAUUGAGUCACACAUCACCGCGUCUUGCACAUUGAUCCACAGUUCUGUCGUCCUGCUGCUCCAACCGGAUCAACAAUUUCCGAGGUCGUUCUUGGUUGCUUUUGUCCGUCCUGAACGAACUGCACGUUGGGGCACGGCCGGAAACAACCCGUUAGCAAUUGUCCAACACCCAAGCAAUGAAUUUUACCACGACAUCGAGACAAUUUCCCAACAGCUGCGGGGAUCUUUACCCUCUUAUAUGAUUCCACUGGUCUUCAUUCCCCUAUCUUCUAUUCCCCUAACACUGACAGGCAAGGCUAAUCGUCGCCUCUUACUGGAAACGGUGGCGACAUGGCCGGAGGACAGAUUUGCUUCAUAUCGGUGUGGGAGUCAAUCUUCGGCUAUAUAUAAGGCCCCUGUUACUCAUCGAGAUGGCCAAGUUCGUCGCCUAGUUGCUAGUAUCCUGAAGAAAGAGACGGAGGCCAUCUCUAUGGGUAGCAGCUUCCUGGCCCUCGGCGGAGACUCUGUUUCCGCCAUGCGCCUCGUGACGUUAGCGAAGCAAGAGGGGCUACGUCUCACUGUUGGUGAUAUUUUCAAUCAUCCGAUAUUAUCAGACCUUGCGACAGUUGUGCGAGAGGGCGCCAGAGAGGAGUUGCAGCCCAAGAAGUACAAAUUCAAAGGGGCCAACGCUUACGGUAGAAUACUCGGACGGUUGCCCACCGAGAUAGCUGAUAAUAUUCAUGAAAUAAUCCCCGCAACCGCAUAUCAGAGGAUGACACUGGCUGAACUUCGUCCAAGAUAUUUGCGCAUCGCUCUACCUAAUAAUGUAAACCGGGACAGGCUUCUGAGUGCCUGUCAGCAACUGCUAGACAGGCACACCAUCCUACGCACCAUUUUCGAACUGGACAAUGAAACAAAUGGCCCCCAGGGAGAGAUUGUGCAAGUCAUACUCCGCCCGUACAAACUGAAAUUUAUUGACUAUCAUGAUAUUGAUGACUUGGAUCAACAUUGCCUAAACGACACACUCACGAGCCCUUCCUCGACGGGAGGAGGAUUGCAAUUCCAGGCACAACUGCUCACCAUGCGGGAUUCCCGCUUGUUCCUUUUGCUUCGCUUCAUCCAUGCCCAGUAUGAUGGCAUAUGCCUCCCGGUUAUGAGUGAAGAUAUAUCUUCCGCUUAUAACGGUCUUCCUCCGGCCCCAACUGCGCCGUUCUCCGACCACCUUCACGCUGUAUGGGCAAGUCGCAACGAUGAAGGCCUUGAAGCCUGGAGGAGUAUGCUCAAAGGAUCAGAGAUGACCAUUCUGAAACCAAAACAGAGAGUCAUCAAUCAAAUGGAGAAGGCCAUACGUGAGCCACAUCCAGUCAAGGUGAUGAAAUGGACAGGACUAGUGUCACCUCCAGAGAAUAUCACGAUGGCAUCCGUAGUGAAAGCUGCUUGGGCACUGACAUUUGCCAAAUUUGUCUCUGCGAGAGAUCCUACUACCUUUUGUGCUGAGGCCUCCCUCAAGGACAUCGUAUUUGGCCAGGUCGUCCAUGGACGAGGUCUAGGUAUUGCUCAUGAGAGCCGUAUCCUCGGGCCAUGUGUGAACACCGUCCCCGUACGUGUUGACCUGUCCAGGUCUACCAGCAACUAUGACUUGUUGCACCAGGUUCAACAGCAGCAUCUCGCCAUGAUGCCAUUCGAAAACAUCGGUCUAGGUGAUAUUGUCCAGAACUGUACGGAUUGGAAGCCAGGAACCAAGUUCGGCAGCGUGCUGCGGUUCCAGAAUUUCGACGCGAACCUAUCAUGUGUUUUUGAUGGAGUAGCCUAUGACGCUUCUGUUUACCAUCUUCCAAACCGGCCAUCAGAGAAGAUUCAUGUAAUCAUUAUGCCUUCUGAAGAUGGCAUGGGAAUCGUCAUGAAUGGGUAUGAUCAUGUGGUCCACCAGGAAGAGGCGGAGGACCUGAUAUCUUGCUUUUGCACCGCAAUUCAAGAUUUAGCUAGGACGCCUACGGAGUGA
Molecule: messenger RNA, 4020 nt
Organism: Aspergillus caelatus
Lineage: Eukaryota; Fungi; Ascomycota; Eurotiomycetes; Eurotiales; Aspergillaceae
Exons: 2
Coding region: 1-4020 (1339 amino acids)
Biological process (GO): amino acid activation for nonribosomal peptide biosynthetic process; secondary metabolite biosynthetic process
Cellular component (GO): cytoplasm
Molecular function (GO): catalytic activity; phosphopantetheine binding
Source: RefSeq, a predicted model, not a curated record